UGGCGAUCGCGAGCCCAACAGUUGAACCCGCGACCCCUCUAUCGGGCGCAGAAACCUUUCAUCAUCAAGGAUUUCGCGUACCGGACCCGUUUGCACCUCGUCAACGCCCUGGAGCCUCAUUCAUCAAUGCACUCCUCGCAACAGCGCUCUUCCGAUGCUGGCACUACCUUAUCUUCUUCGCCGCCUGGGCGACACUCAUCACCAUCCUCAAUGAGCAAGGCCAUAAUCUGAACUUUUCUUCCGUCCUACUUACUGUGGUCGGUACGGUUCUCGGUUUCAUCAUCUCGUAUCGGACAACGUCGUCAUUUGAGAGAUACAACGAGGGGAGGAGGUUGUGGUCCAACAUCGUCCUUGCUAGUCGGACAAUGUCAAGGACGAUUUGGUUCCAUGUUCCCAGCAACAACCCAGAGGAGAACGAGACAGCUCAGGGUGCCAGGGCGCGGUCUAUGAUUGAGAAGAAGUCGGCCAUCAACCUCCUGGAAGCGUUCGCAGUGGCAGUCAAGCAUUAUCUUCGAGGAGAGGAUGGGAUUUAUUACCAGGAUUUAUACUACCUCGUCAAGUUCCUUCCAGCCUAUGCACUCCCAGCCGGCAUGCCAUCCAUGACAGACCUCUCCCAGACGUCGCCUGUCGACGACCAUUAUUCCUUCAAGGGCUUUAGUCCUCUCGACGCCGUUAGCCCUCUUACAACACCACCUGCUCCCGAAAGUCAGCCAGGCACUGCACAGCCCCCUUCUUCGCCUCAAGGAAGACACCCAACCAUUACUAUCGCAGAUUCGGCUCUACACCAACGUACUAACGGGCAAGGGGUGACCUCUCCCAACUCUCUCCUUCCGCCUCCUGUGUCGAGCGGCGCGCCAGGAAAGCGCUCUUCUUACUCUACUGGAGUUGCCUCAACACAAUCCUUGCGGCCCGGAGGAGCAGGCAGCGUCAAGGAUAGGGAGAGGAUUCUCUUGUCACGUCAGGAUGAAGAUCACCUCUUGCCCGGUCGCUUACCACCAACAUACGGAUUAUUUGAUCUCUUCCCAUUCUCUUUGCUUGUACCUUAUUUGACUCAGAAGGGCGACAAUCUGAAGGGAAAACGAGCCGCGAAGUUACGAGCGAAGAUACAGAACCAUGCUGUUAGCCAUAACAUACCUUUGGAGUUGAGUUUGUAUCUGGGUUCUUACGUUGCGAAAUUGCAAGAGCGUAAACUGCUCGAUGUGCCAACGAACACGACCCUCAUGAAUUCUAUCGCUCAACUCCUCGACAGCUUAACUGGCCUGGAGCGUAUUCUGACGACGCCUAUUCCGUUUUCGUACGCGGUGCAUCUGUGGUUGGUCACGAUUUUGUACUGCCUUGCACUGGCAUUCCAGAUCUGGACCACGAUGAAAUGGGUGACAAUACCGGCUACGAUCCUCCUUGCCUUCAUCUUCUUCGGAUUCAUGGUCGCUGGUGAAGAGAUUGAGAGUCCCUUUGGCUACGAUAAGAACGAUCUCAACCUCGACCACUUUACGCAGAAUAUUAUUAGAAACGAGUUGCGCGCUGUAACCUCGACGCCACCUCCUGACGUUGCCCGUUGGGCGUUUGUGCCAGAGAACAACCUCCUGUUCUCGAACAACCUGGACGACCGUGUCACCCCUGCAGAAUGGCUUGCGAGAGGACUGGGUACUAUGCAAAAGAACCUUGGCCAGUUCUAGG
Messenger RNA from Cyclocybe aegerita, 1677 nucleotides. Lineage: Eukaryota; Fungi; Basidiomycota; Agaricomycetes; Agaricales; Hemipholiotaceae. The record is from the annotation of a GenBank genome assembly.